This is a messenger RNA of Staurois parvus, 636 nucleotides long. Lineage: Eukaryota; Metazoa; Chordata; Amphibia; Anura; Ranidae. The record is from the annotation of a GenBank genome assembly.
GCCGGGACGGUGGCAGUGCAGGGGCAGGUGGCAGUUUAUAAACGGCCUCCCCGCACCCUGCUUGUGCGCGCUCCCUGGGACGCGAUCCGGUGCCCGCUGUGUCCUCCGGACACAGUGAAACACCGAUCGUCGGACGGGACCUCUGUACGAGGUCCCGAUCAUGUGAUCACUGAUUGGCCAAUCAGUGAUCACAUGCAAAGUAGUAAGCAUGAUGUCACUUGUGACAUUAUUGCUUACUACGUGUGAAAUCUGUGAAUGAUCACAGAGGUCACAUGGUACAAGGCUGUUGUGAAUAGCCUUGUAUCAUGUGACCUCUGUGAUCAUUCACAGAUUUCACACGUAGUAAGCAAUGAUGUCAGAAGUGACAUCUUGCUUACUACUCUGCAUGUGAUCACUGAUUGGCCAAUCAGUGAUCACAUGAUCGGGACCUCGCACAGAGGUCCCGUACGACGAUCGAUGUUCCACUGUGUCCUGGCACAGGACACAGCGGGCACCGGAUCGCAGUGCUGCGCACUCCCAGGGGGCGUGCAGAAGCAGGGGGCAGGGAGGCCGUUUAUUAACGGCCACCCGACCCUGCACUGCCACUGUUUAUAUAGAACGGCCGGACUGGAGGUGGUUAAAAGUAAUUUUUUUCUU